Hippocampus zosterae (dwarf seahorse) is the source of this 1702-nucleotide messenger RNA. RefSeq names its product ankyrin repeat domain 29 (gene ankrd29). Gene Ontology annotation, molecular function: protein binding. NCBI's taxonomy places the organism in Eukaryota, Metazoa, Chordata, Actinopteri, Syngnathiformes, Syngnathidae. The record is from RefSeq and is a predicted model, not a curated record.
UGGCGCAGCAACGUCUGUGAGCAGCACUGCGGAGGAAGAGCUUAUUUACUUGGUGGCGCGCUUGCUGCCGCAUGCCUGCUGUGGUCGUGAAGACGCCAACGCUUCACUGCUCAGAAUGAACCAGAAGGAAGAAAGAUGACAGCGUGAAAGCUGCGGGAUGUCUUUCAAGAAGGACACGCCGCUGGCCAAUGCGGUGUUCUGGGCGGCCCACAAGGGGAACGUGGCUCUCCUCCAGCUGCUGCUCAACAGCGGACGAGUGGAUGCAGACUGCAGGGACAAAUGUGGAACAACGGCGCUGAUGGCGGCGGCCUACGGAGGCCACAAAGAGUGCGUCAAAGAGCUCAUCAUGCAAGGGGCCGACAUCAACUACCAGAGAGAGACAGGUUCUACUGCUCUCUUCUUCGCUUCCCAGCAAGGCCACAAUGACAUCGUCAAGCUCCUGUUUGAAUUUGGCGCCUCCACGGAAUUCCACACUAAGGAUGGAGGCACUGCUCUCACCGCCGUCCAGCACGGACACGCCAGCGUGGCGGAGACGCUGCUGAAAAACGGCGCCAAUGUCAACGAGCGGCUGAACGAUGGGGCCACGCCCCUAUUCCUCGCCACUCAGGGCGGUCACGUGCCGGUCAUACGUCACCUGCUUGCGUCGGGCGCUAAAGUGAAUCAACCAAGAGAGGAUGGCACCGCCCCACUGUGGAUGGCAGCUCAGAUGGGGCACAGUGAUGCGGUCCGAGUGCUUCUCUUGCGCGGUGCAGACCGAGACGCCUACAGAGAAGAUGGCUCCACGGCGUUAUUUAAAGCGGCUAUGAAGGGACACAGUAGUGUCAUCGAAGAGCUCCUCAAGUUUUCUCCUUCGCUUGGCCUCCUCAAGAAUGGCUCCACGGCCCUACACGCUGCCGUCGAGGGCGGAAACAUCCAGAGCGUUCAGCUUCUCCUUGGCGCGAACGCCGACCCCACGCUCGUCAACCAGAACGACCAACUCCCAGCCGACCUUGCCAAAAGCCAACCCAUUUUGAGGGUUCUGCGUCCCAAAGUCUUGAACGUGACGGCAGAUGACAAUCGCUGUUCCUGUCUCCACAUCUGCUUGCACUAAAAUCACACCUUUAUAACAAUAUACACUGGUGCCCUGAGGUAUCAGUCACACAACUAACGAUAUUUUCAAGAUGGAAACUGUCAUUAGGAUGAUUUUUCAUUCAUACUGUACAUUCAAAGUAAACAUAAAAUUGAGAAUUACACAUUUUGCAUUGAAAACCACCACAUAACUUAACCUUUAGUCCACUAGCUUAAGGCUAAAGCUAACAUAAGCAAUAUAUGCCUGUUAUAGCACUUUACGCUAUAUAUAUUUCAACACAAUCAUUGCAGCAACACAUGUAGGCAGACCAUGUAAAUAGUCAGAUAUACCAUAUACUGUAUUCUUUAUCCUCUGAAAGGAACAACUAUUUGAAUCUCAUUUGAGUCCUAGACAGGAUAUGCCCCCUUGGAAUACGAUUAGCUGCUACAUCCAGGCGGGAAAAUAGGUGUGACCUAAGUAUGAAUUGGCCCAUGAACUGUCCCCAGGUGGCCAAGUUGUGCACGCCAGAAGGAAGGGCACAAUAUGCUUUGAAUUGAAUGAGAACGCAUGACAGAUUCAUGCUUUUUGACUCUAUGUUGUAUCCUACCAUGUGUUCUUGAACAAAACCCUGAAAAUAAACACCAUCAUUCAUCA